GUUGGAUGCAGCGGCUGUCGAUCAGUGGUGGGCGAGUCGGAGUGGGGGAAGAGUUUACGGGGAGAGCGAGUUACUAAGCCCACCGAUACCCGCACUUGUCGGUACCGGUUUCUGCUGUUUCAGGGGCCGUCUGUUUUGGGUUUUGUGGUCCCAUUUGGGAGUAUUUCCCCUCCACCCGGCUGCUGGUGUGCAAUUGGAUUUCCCGGGGCCGGAAGAUGUGCUUGAAAAACACAGCAGAAGUUGAAGGGAUGCGGUGACUUCAGUAUCUGGGACGUCCCUUCCCCCUUGGCCAACCGGUAUCAAAAUGGACGGACUGUACUCACGUCGGACGUGGAUGUGCGCGGCAGAGUCAGUAUGUGCUGCCCAGUCCUGCUUGUCACCGAGAUAAGAUGGCAACCUGCAAGAAUGGCAUAUUUCUUCUCUGCUGGGAUUUAGUGAGGAUGCAACACUGCCAGUUUUAUUAAAGUCUACAUUACUGAAAUUCGUGGAACAUUACGCUGCGUGGGAUCUGGGUACAUUGCUUUGGGACGAUGAAGUUCAGAGCCUGCAUGAAGGUGUGUGUUCUUGCUUUGCUCCCGCUCUCCGGCUUUCUGAUCCUGGCUUUCCGAGAGCCUGCAGGUCGGAGUAAGAAGCCCGGCCUCCUUGCGAGGGACAGCCUCCUGGAGCGGCCGAAAGGCAAGGGAGGAGACCCAACGGGGAGCGCGGGGGUGGACUUUGUGUCCCUGUUCAGUCCGGUCCAGCAACCUCCCCCCUGCCGGCCGUACCAAGACCUGAUGGUACUGGUGACGUCGGCCCCGCUCCACGUUGACCGCCGGGACGCCAUCCGGGGCAGCUGGGCGCGGCGCCGGUUCUCCAGCCCCUUCUCCUGGCAGGUGGUCUUCCUAGUCGGCCGGGCCAGGGAGCAGAGCGCUGAGGCCGCUGUCCAGGAAGAGCAGGAGAUCUUCGGGGACCUUCUGCUCGGUGACUACGUGGACACCUACCGCAACCUGACACUAAAGGUCAUGCACGGGCUGAGCUGGGCCACCAGCGCCUGCCGACCCUCCUACAUCCUGAAGACCGACGACGACUGCUUCGUGAACACUGACCUUCUGCCCGGCUUCCUGGUGAGGGACAACCCGAUUAGGACGGGGCUCUACACAGGAUCGCUGUUCCCGGCCGAGCGCAGAGAUGUGAUCCGCGACCCCGGCAGUAAGUGGUACGUGUCGCGGCAGGACUACGGGAGGAAGCGCUACCCGCCCUAUGCCAGCGGGGUGGGCUACGUGCUCUCCCUGGAUGCCGCCCGCGAUCUGCUGGCGGCCGCCACCUCCAUCCGGCCCAUCCCCGUGGAGGACGCGUACGUCGGUAUCCUGGCGGAGGCGGCCGGCAUCACCGCGCAGGACAGUGGACGCUUCACCAAGCACAAUAUGAGCUGGCGGGUGUGCAACUACAGGUAUCUGAUGGUGAUCCAUCAGCUCAGCGCCCAGCAACAGCGCCUGGCCCACAGCAAGAUGGUGCAGGCGUGGACGGCGUGUCCCCACAGCACUGACAUCACCAACUGGGACUGAAGGUGGCUGGCUCACAAAGUGGUCGGGUGGAAGGGAACCGUAACUUCCCUGUUAUGGGACUAUUAAAUGGUUCCUUAUUAUGAUAAUAGGGGCUCUUGUCCUCACCAUCUGAUCAGCCAGUCCUGUUGGAGAGUCUCGGCCUGAAACGCCGGCUGUUCAUCCUGCUGAGUUCCUCUAGCAUCUUGUGUGCGCUGCUCUGGAUUUCCCGCAUAUAAGAACGCAAUAAUAAAGCACUCUACAAGAUAGCUCAUAUUCAUUUAUUCCAUGUCCAUAAAGUGACGCUAGGC
Messenger RNA from Mobula hypostoma (lesser devil ray), 1831 nucleotides. RefSeq names its product beta-1,3-galactosyltransferase 5-like. The coding region runs from base 531 to 1544 and encodes 337 amino acids. The transcript has 2 exons. NCBI's taxonomy places the organism in Eukaryota, Metazoa, Chordata, Chondrichthyes, Myliobatiformes, Myliobatidae. The record is from RefSeq and is a predicted model, not a curated record. Gene Ontology annotation, cellular component: Golgi membrane. Gene Ontology annotation, molecular function: hexosyltransferase activity.